AUGCAGAUUGCAUUUCGGUUAGUGGUCUUAAAGGAUCCAAGUCCGCCUAACCUCUGGCUGUUUGCGUAUGUAGUCUCGCUGUUCAAUUAUCAAGAGAUUCGUGACCACUUGAAGACUUCAUCUGCCAAGUUUGCCGAAUGCGCAAGUUUCAAGACAACUGUACGAGAUCGAGGGCCAGGCCUCAAGGCAUCUGUAACCGAGGACAGCAAUGAUACCUUUCAAAAAGUGAAUGCGUUGAAGCCGGUAGACUCGUAUCGUCAUGGUUCUCUCGAUCUAAGCAAAGUUCAGAUUGGACACAAGAACGGCAUCUGCGUCCUCGCCCCGGACGUCGCCGCAGGACCAUACUCCUGGCCCCGGUCCGAGACCCUUCGGCAGAACAUGACGGAGGACCGGACCGGCGUGCUCCUGAUCCUCGAUGUCGGCGUCAUGGAAAUGGCCACCUGCGAGCCUCUCUUCAACGCACUCCUCGCCUUCUGGCAUUGCAGCGCCACCGGCAGCUACUUCAGCUUCGCAGCCUUGUACGUCCACCGCACUAUGCGCAUCCACGCUGACAGUACGCGCCAAUUUGUCUCCGAUCGUGUUGCUGUACAACGAUUUAACGAUUCGCUACCAGUCUUCACCGACUGGGUCCCCCACGCCAACGGCACGAUCAAGACUGGAAACUUAAACUCCGCUGGCCAGCUGCUCUUCGACGAGACCGUCUCACAGGAGACUAUGGUGCUAGAGCCGUAUGUCGGCUACACCGAGAUUGACCGCACGACCGACGACGUCAACUCGGUCUUCUCGUCUGCCUGGCGAUCGGUUACAACCCGACCACCGCUAUUGUUCCCUGGGAUGGUGAGGAUAUCACCAAGGACAUGGUCCGGCAUCGAUACGGAAAGCGGCAUCUCUUUGAGUGGAUCCGAGACUCGAGGAAGAGGCGGUGGCGGUGGUGUUGAUGCUGCCCUGAGUGGGAGCCAAAGCGCCUUUCCCAGUGGCGGCACGCCCUCGGCGAUGAUUUAA
Colletotrichum higginsianum IMI 349063 is the source of this 1002-nucleotide messenger RNA. RefSeq names its product Protocatechuate 3. Lineage: Eukaryota; Fungi; Ascomycota; Sordariomycetes; Glomerellales; Glomerellaceae. Gene Ontology annotation, molecular function: oxidoreductase activity, acting on single donors with incorporation of molecular oxygen, incorporation of two atoms of oxygen; iron ion binding. The coding region runs from base 1 to 1002 and encodes 333 amino acids. The record is from RefSeq and is a predicted model, not a curated record. The transcript is spliced from 4 exons.